AUGGGCAAGUUCAGGAAACCUGAGAAGCUGGUGUUGGUCCUGGGCAGGCACCACUCAGGUGCAAAAAGCAUCAUGAAGAACAUCGAUGAUGGCACCUCAGACCUUCCCUACAUCCAUGCCCUGGUGGCUGGAAUUAAUGACUAUUGCUGCAAAGUGACAGCUGUCAUGGGCCAGAAGAAAAUCGCCAAGAGGUCAAAGGUCAGGUCUUUUGUGACAGUUUAUAACUACAGUCGCUUCAUGCCCACAAGGUACUCUGUGGACAUCCCCUUGGACAGAACUGUCCUCAACAAGGAUGUCUUCAGAGACACUGCUCUUAAAGGCACUGCCCAAGGAGAGGCCAAGGUCAAGUUCAAGGACAGGUACAAGACCAGCAAGGACAGAGGGAUCUAG
Molecule: messenger RNA, 390 nt
Organism: Hyaena hyaena (striped hyena)
Lineage: Eukaryota; Metazoa; Chordata; Mammalia; Carnivora; Hyaenidae
Product: 60S ribosomal protein L27-like
Exons: 1
Coding region: 1-390 (129 amino acids)
Biological process (GO): translation
Cellular component (GO): ribosome; cytosolic large ribosomal subunit
Molecular function (GO): structural constituent of ribosome
Source: RefSeq, a predicted model, not a curated record